Molecule: messenger RNA, 428 nt
Organism: Acaromyces ingoldii
Lineage: Eukaryota; Fungi; Basidiomycota; Exobasidiomycetes; Exobasidiales; Cryptobasidiaceae
Exons: 2
Coding region: 19-390 (123 amino acids)
Source: RefSeq, a predicted model, not a curated record
GGCUGUUAUGGAAGAUGGAUGUCCCAUGCUUCAUCGUCGACGUCGGCUCUUUCUCGCACACCGGGCAAACCCUCGCGAGACACCAAGAACGCAUCGGUAGCUAAUUGGAAGUGCAGUACAACCGACGUUUCGUCAACAACAGCGACGCAGGCAUCGCGAGCAGCAUCACGAGCGGCAUCGCAUCAGGCACCUACGAGCAGCAAGUCACCUUGGGUCAACAGAUUGUGGUACAAUCCGUCGGUGCAGCCUGAUAUGGCCCCUUCGACCAGCCAAGCACCCACACAAGCACCAGCCCCGACGCCGCCGGCGCACACACAAGCUCAAGUUCAAACGGUGAGGACGCUCCAGGUCUCAGCAUCGAACAAAGCCGUGGCCGUUUUUGAGUCCUGAUGCGCGCGAUUCUGGCGCGUUCUUGUAGGAAGCUGAAG